GGGGAGGAGGCCGCCGCGCGCCCCCCGGCGCUGCCAAUGGCGUCGGUACAAAGUGACCUUGGCGGCUCCCCCCCGCCCCUUCCGCCGCGCUGCAUCCGGGCGCCCGCCGCCGGCCCCGCCGCGCCUGCGCACAGCCCGCCCCUCCCGCAGCGCCAGCCCCAGCCCGUCGGCCCUGAGGAGCGGCAGCCGCAGCCGGAGCCGGAGACGCCGGAUUGUGGCCCCCGGGGACGCCGCCCGCCGAGAUGUUCGCCUGCGCCAAGCUCGCCGCCUCGCCCGCCCUGAUCCGUGCUGGAUCAAGAAUCUUGUACAGACCAAUUUCGGCAUCUGUGUUUUCUAGGCCAGAGGUCAGGACUGGAGAGGGCAACUCAACACUUAAUGGGGCCCAAAACACUGUCUCCCAACUAGCACUUAGAGAAUUCCAGACUAGUGCUAUCAGCAGGGACAUUGACACUGCUGCCAAAUUUAUUGGUGCUGGUGCUGCCACAGUAGGUGUGGCUGGUUCUGGUGCUGGUAUUGGAACAGUCUUCGGUAGUCUAAUCAUUGGCUAUGCCAGAAAUCCUUCUCUGAAGCAGCAGCUGUUCUCAUAUGCUAUCCUGGGAUUCGCCCUGUCUGAAGCUAUGGGUCUCUUCUGUCUGAUGGUUGCUUUCUUGAUCCUAUUUGCCAUGUGAAAGGAGAUCUGCCUGUAAUACUGGCAUUGGAAUGUAACUCUGCAUAUUUUAUGGGACUCCCAAAAUGUUGGUGUCAUGGAAAUUGAUGCUAUUUCCAAAGUCAUUUCAUUAAAGAUAACAACUUUAACAAC
Molecule: messenger RNA, 799 nt
Organism: Cygnus olor (mute swan)
Lineage: Eukaryota; Metazoa; Chordata; Aves; Anseriformes; Anatidae
Gene: ATP5MC3
Product: ATP synthase membrane subunit c locus 3
Exons: 5
Coding region: 243-668 (141 amino acids)
Biological process (GO): proton transmembrane transport; proton motive force-driven ATP synthesis
Molecular function (GO): proton transmembrane transporter activity
Source: RefSeq, a predicted model, not a curated record